CCGAGCGCCGCCUGCCCGAAAGUCGCGGGCCCUCGAGGGUCACCCCGCGCCCAUCCCGUCUUAGAGUUUCUUCGGAGUCACUAUGAUUGAAGACAAUAAGGAGAACAAAGACCCUCCCCCAGACAAGGGAAGAGCAACUCUCAUUUUUUCCUUAAAGAAUGAAGUUGGAGGACUUAUAAAAGCACUAAAAAUCUUCCAGGAGAAGCAUGUGAACCUGUUACAUAUUGAGUCCCGAAAAUCAAAGAGAAGAAAUUCAGAAUUUGAGAUAUUUGUCGAUUGUGAUAUCAACAAAGAACAACUGAAUGAUAUUUUUCACCUGCUGAAGUCUCAUACCAAUGUUCUCUCUGUGAAUCCACCAGAUACUUGUACUGUGAAGGAGGAUGGUAUGGAAACUGUUCCUUGGUUUCCAAAGAAAAUUUCUGACCUGGACUUGUGUGCUAACAGAGUCCUGAUGUAUGGAGCAGAACUGGAUGCAGACCAUCCUGGCUUCAAAGACAAUGUCUACCGUAGAAGACGAAAGUAUUUUGCGGAGUUGGCCAUGAACUAUAAGCAUGGGGACCCUAUCCCCAAGAUUGAAUUCACCGAAGAAGAGAUUAAGACUUGGGGAACCAUUUUCCGAGAGCUCAGCAAACUGUACCCUACCCAUGCCUGCAGAGAAUACCUCAAGAACUUACCUUUGCUUUGUAAAUAUUGUGACUACCGAGAAGAUAAUAUUCCACAAUUGGCAGAUGUCUCAAACUUUUUGAAAGAGCGCACGGGGUUUUCCAUCCGUCCUGUGGCUGGUUACCUGUCGCCGAGAGAUUUCCUGUCAGGCCUAGCUUUCCGAGUGUUCCACUGCACCCAGUACGUGAGACACAGCUCGGAUCCCCUCUACACCCCAGAGCCAGAUACGUGCCAUGAACUUUUAGGUCAUGUUCCUCUCUUGGCUGAACCUAGUUUUGCUCAGUUCUCUCAAGAAAUUGGCCUGGCUUCCCUUGGAGCUUCAGAGGAGACCAUUCAAAAACUGGCAACGUGCUACUUUUUCACUGUGGAGUUCGGGCUGUGUAAACAGGACGGGCAGCUGAGAGUCUACGGUGCUGGCUUGCUUUCUUCCAUCAGUGAACUAAAACACGCACUUUCUGGACAUGCCAAAGUAAAGCCCUUUGACCCCAAGAUUACCUGCAAACAAGAAUGUCUCAUCACAACAUUUCAGGAUGUCUACUUUGUAUCUGAGAGCUUUGAAGAUGCAAAGGAGAAGAUGAGAGAAUUUACCAAAACAGUUAAGCGUCCGUUUGGAGUGAAGUAUAACCCCUACACCCAGAGUGUUCAGAUCCUGCAGGACACCAAGAGCAUAACCAGCGCUGUGAAUGAGCUGCAGCACGAUCUGGAUGUCGUCAGUGACGCCCUAGCCAAGGUCAGCAGGCAGCUGAGCAUGUGA
Molecule: messenger RNA, 1417 nt
Organism: Jaculus jaculus (lesser Egyptian jerboa)
Lineage: Eukaryota; Metazoa; Chordata; Mammalia; Rodentia; Dipodidae
Gene: Tph1
Product: tryptophan hydroxylase 1
Exons: 11
Coding region: 83-1417 (444 amino acids)
Biological process (GO): aromatic amino acid metabolic process; serotonin biosynthetic process
Cellular component (GO): neuron projection
Molecular function (GO): tryptophan 5-monooxygenase activity; iron ion binding
Source: RefSeq, a predicted model, not a curated record